Messenger RNA from Paralichthys olivaceus (Japanese flounder), 6343 nucleotides. The record is from RefSeq and is a predicted model, not a curated record. Lineage: Eukaryota; Metazoa; Chordata; Actinopteri; Pleuronectiformes; Paralichthyidae.
UCCAACAAACUAAUGGAAUAUAAAAUGUAAAAUGUUCAUGUUUGUGAAGCAAAGAAACAAACUGUGUGAAACUUUACCAGAAGAGCCUCACAAACAAAAUGUAACUUUACAUGGAAACCAGUGAGUUAUUAACCAGCAUGUUACCAAACAUCUGGCACCAAGGGAGGAGCAUGUGGAAGGGCCUGAAUGUGAACUGCACAGACAGCUCAGGAUACACACCUUUACAUCACGCUUCACUCAAUGGACACAGGGACGUGGUUCUGAAGCUGCUUCAGUUUGAGGCGUCCACAAAUGUGGCGGACAGCAAAGGCUGCUUCCCGCUGCACUUGGCCGCCUGGAGGGGAGACGAUGAUAUCGUCCGAAUCCUCAUCCACCACGGACCCUCGCCCUGCCGAGUCAACCAACAGAACCAUGACAGGGAAACAGCGCUUCACUGUGCGGCCCAGUACGGACACUCGGAGGUCGUUUCGGUGCUGCUUCAGGAGCUGACUGACCCCACGAUGAGGAACAGCCAGCAGGAGACGCCCCUGGACCUGGCAGCGCUGUAUGGACGACUCCAGGUUGUGCGCAUGCUGGUGAGCGCUCACCCCAACCUCAUGACCUGCCACACUCGCCGACACACUCCGCUUCACCUGGCCGCGCGGAACGGACACCACAGCACGGUCCAGACGCUGCUCGAGGCCGGCAUGGACGUCAACUGUGUGACGGAGAAUGGCAGUGCCCUCCACGAGGCAGCUCUCUUUGGGAAGAUGGAUGUAGUUCGCCUUCUGCUCGACUCAGGUAUCGACACCAAUCUGACGGAUAGUCAGGGGAGAGCAGCGCUGGAGAUCCUGAGGGAACAUCCUGCACCCAAAUCCCAGCAGAUCACUGCUCUUAUCCAAGAUUAUAUGAUGGAUGAGAUGGAGAGGAGGAGUAUCGUGGAGGAGCCUGUUCGCAAGUGUCCCAUCCCAGCACCUCGAACCUCUAUCCCCUCGCCCUCCGCCUCCCCCUCCCUCAGACACAAGAAUGAUGCCGUGACGAGCGAGCUGUCCAAACUGCUCCACGAGAUCAAGAAGUGCCGGGACAGGGACUACUCCUUCGAGGAGCUCUGCCACACCAUCUCCUCCCACUCCAUGGACAGCUUUGGGAGCGGGCGGCUGUCAGACGAGGACCGGCCCGAUCGACCCAACGGCACCCUGACUCGAGGCACCAAGCCGCCGACCCUGCCUCUUGCUCCAGCCCUGGAGGAAGAUGAGGCCGAAAGAAGCUGCGGCCCCACUGGAUUCUGGGAGGCCCUGACGCCCUGCAAUGGCUGCCGCAAUCUGGGCUUCUCCAGCCUCUCACAGGAGUCAAAGUUUUCAGGAGACAUCAUCACAUCACCAUCUCUGGACGUCUUCCUUCCCGAGGACGAGGACAACCCGUACGAGUCUGUGACGACUGCCGUUACACGCAAACCCUGCUCGCUUGAUAUCAACCACCGGCUCAACAGCGGGCCCCGCAACGGUCACCUGUCCCAUGGACCGGUGAGUGAGGGGGAGCACGGUAACCAUGGCAACUGCUCAACAGGCCCCACUCCAGACUGCUCACCCCCCUCCCCCGACACGGCCCUGAAGAACAUCGAGAGAGUCAUCCGCCCACAGCCCAAGCAGCGAACCUCUCUGUCCUCAUCCCUGGACGUCCAAAGGCCAGUGAACCACAGCUGUGAGCCUAGCGAGGUGAGCUCGUCCCUGGGCUACGCCAGCUUCAGCACCAGCCCCCCUGCCAGCCCCCCCCUCAGCCCCAACCAGGAAGACUCUGCAGGCUCCAACGACGACUGUCAGCUCACAGACGACGGGCCGUACCAACGAGACCCUCCUCCUCCUCCUCCUCUCUGCUCUUCCUCCACAUUAAAUCCUCUGUUGGAGGACCGAAGGAAGAGCCACAUCCCAGAGGAGUUUGCAGGCCUCCUUCAUGGAUCUUCUCCAGCCUGCGAGACCCCUGACACACCUUACCACCUCUACAGUCCCAAACCUCGAAAAUAUGCCUCCACAGACGUCCAGAGCAGUUUGCUGCAAACCCCAGAGUUCAGCCUCGUGAUUGGAGGAGGAUCCGCAAAAGCCAACGACCCGCAAAAACCCCAGGUGGUGUACCGGACUAUCUUCCACACCAGGGUCAACCAGGAUCAGACCCGACCCAAGAACUGCGAGCAGCUUGACCAGCCUCGUGGGUGGUCUACAUUGGACCGCCCACCCUCCCACUACUCUGGUCAAAACCAGAAAGGUCCAGAGUUAAAGGGGAUCCAGACUUCGGGUGAAUCCAAGGACGGUUCAUCUGGGGCUGGCUUUGAGGAGAGGGCUUUCACCCUGGGGAGGAUGAGGUCCAUGCCCCGGAGUGUGUUGGACCUGCAAUUGUCAAAGUCUCUUUCCAAGUCUGAUUCUAACCUGGUAGCUGUGUCUCCCGUACAGGAGGAGCACAGUUGGGGGUCUGGUUCUCGGGGUCAAGGGCCUGGAAGUCCAAACCCAGGGGAGGGUGCCAGCCCUGGGGGGAGACUGGAGAGAACACCUUCCUUCACAGCUGAGUGGGAAGAGAUCGACAAGAUUAUGAGCUCUAUCGGGGCGGGGAUAGGGAGCGGAUUGGACAUCAAGGAGGACAUCUCAGGUCCCCGCUGCCCGAUGCAGUCUGUGGGUCAGUGGCUCGACUCCAUCGGCCUGGUCCAGUACGAGAACCACCUGCUGGCCAACGGAUUUGACAACGUCCAGUUUAUGGGCAGCAAUGUGGUGGAGGACCAGGACCUGCUGGAGAUUGGGAUCCUCAACUCAGCCCACAGACAACGUCUCCUGCAGGCCAUCCGGCUGCUGCCCCGGGUGCGGCCUGUCGGUUACGAUGGCAACAACCCGACGUCAGUGGCGGAGUGGCUGGAGUCGUUGGAGCUUGGCGACUACACCAAGUCUUUUCUCAUCAAUGGAUACACGUCCAUGGAGCUCGUCAAGAAGAUCUGGGAGAUCGAGCUCAUCAAUGUGUUGAAGAUCAGUCUCAUCGGACACAGAAAACGCAUCUUGGCCUCGUUGGGGGACCGGCUACACGAAGACACCCCACAAAAACCUCCGCGGGCCAUCUCCCUCAGGGAGCCCGGCGGGAACCACACUCCUCCCCAGCUCAGCCCGUCGGUGGGCCAGGCGGCGUACACGGCGGGGGUCCCGGGCGGAUCUCUAGACGUGCAGCACCUCAUCAUGCAGGCGGACGCCCGGCGCAGACAGCGCAGCAACGACAACUACUUCGAGGACGUGCCGCGAUCCAAGCUGGAACGACAGAUGGCCCAAGUCAGCAUGGCGGGCGAGUGGUGCGAGCCAAUCACGUUGCGUCCACCAAAUGAGGCCACCUCGUCCACCCCAGUGCAGUACUGGCAGCAUCAUCCCGAGAAGCUCAUCUUUCAGUCCUGCGACUAUGAGGCCUACUACCUGGGCUCCAUGUUGGUGAAGGAGCUGAGAGGGACGGAGUCCACACAAGAUGCUUGUGCCAAAAUGAGGAAGUCGACAGAACAGAUGAAGAAAGUGCCGACCAUCGUACUCUCCGUGUCCUACAAAGGAGUGAAGUUCAUCGACGCCACAAAUAAGAAUAUCAUUGCAGAGCAUGAGAUCCGUAACAUCUCGUGUGCGGCUCAGGAUCCAGAGGAUCUGUCUACGUUCGCCUACAUUACCAAAGACCUCAAGUCCAGUCACCACUACUGCCACGUCUUCACUGCUUUUGAUGUGAACCUGGCUUAUGAGAUCAUCCUGACGCUCGGCCAGGCCUUCGAGGUGGCCUACCAGCUGGCUCUGCAGGCCAGGAAGAGUGGCCACGGGUCGUCCACGCUGCCCGAGAGCUUCGACAGCAAGCCCAACAAACCUGUUCCCAAACCCCGCGUCAACAUCCGCAAAUCUAUGGAGCAGCCGUCCAUGGACCAAAAGGGCCACGCCAACGUGCCGUGGAUUGUGGAGCCGGGUCAGGAGGCCAAGAGAGGAGUCAACACCAAGUACGAGACCACUAUUUUCUAACAUACACCCGCCUUGUCCACUCCUGUGUGUGUGCCUUUCAGAGGUUGCCCUGUACCGGGGCCCCGCCCCGGAGUUGGGCUCGAGUGAAGCACGUCGCCGUGUCACCUCACCGGCUGAAAAAUAAAAAACAAAACAUCCCGGCCCGCCCCCAUUAGCCGAGACUGUCCACUGCAUGAUGACUUGGCGCUGCGCUGUCUCUCUCUUUUCCUUGUCUCUUUCAUUUCUGCUCUCCCCCUUUUUGGCCCAAUUCUCCCGCCUGCAGGGCUGGCGCAUGACCUUUGAACCCAGAGUGUGGUGCACUUCUGUCUCCACCUGUAGGGGGGAAUGGUCAGCUCCAUUUUUCCACUUCCUGUAUGCCGGUCAGUCAGCGGUCAACCAGUUGGUUGUUCUGCUUUUUGUUUUUGCUUUGCUUGAUGGGUGUAACCCUUUGGACUCGUCUCUCUCCUCCUUCCUCCAUCCCUCGCUUUUAUCUAGAUUUCAGCCCCUUACUGCACCAACAACCUGAAAGAGAUUAAACCAGAAAACUGCUUAGAGCCAUAACAGUGUUUUAGCUGUCUGUUGAGCCGAGUGUGGGAGCUGACAAUGUUGAGGGAUGUUGUCUGAACUUGACAACUGGAGGAAACUUCUGACUUUUUAAACCCUUUUUUUAAUUCAAAGAGGAGAGGUGAUGUAGCACAGUCUAACUUUGACUCAAACUGGUUCAUCCAGCAGGCUACCAGAAUGUAUUUAAACUUUUUGAUUCUUUAGAUCAGAUUUUUUUUUCUUUUUUAAUAUGAACAAACGUGUUGAUUUCUUUGACAAACAGCUUUAAACUUGACCUGUGACACAGGAAGAUGUAGGUGAUUUUAGAUUUUUUUUAGCACCUUUUUCAGAACGUGUGUACAUAUUAUCAGAAUCUUUUAACAAUGCAUUUUAUUUUUCUCCCUGGCCAUAAACCUAAUUUUAUUUUCGGUAACAAAAUCUUGUCUAUAAAAGGUUUAGCAUGUGGCUUGUGAGACGCAUGGUGGCCAUUUUGGAUUUGCUGAGCAGGGGGGCCGGUGGAGAGGCGGGGUGUGAGGGCUCUCUCGAUAAGUGAUGUCAUCUCAUUUGCAGGGCAAUGCCGGAAGCUCAUGUCUAUUACUGUGGAAUACAAAGAAUGUAGCCAGCCCUAAACACGGACCUUGUCACACUUACAAUGCAAAAAGGACUACAAAGGACUACAAACAUGGACGCCACUCCAGUGUUUAAGGUUGACUACAAAAUAUUUCGCAUUCAUUCACACGAUGUUUGACACAGUUAACUUUGGACCAAUACACACACAUUAACAAGACUGCAUCUCGACAGACUACGUCUGAAUGUACACUCAUCUGAAGCAGCCUCAACUUUCUGCAACUACAGCAGGAUCUGUUUUAUGCAGCCAGCUGGGAGGCAUGAACUUUAUGGGAGGCUAGAGGGCAUCUGUUGGAAACAGACAAUGGCCUGGCUAAAGGCACCACUGGGCAUGUGUCAAUGUUGGAAUGGGAAUGUGUUUGAGGACGUCUGGCCGGCUCUUUUUGGUCUUUUUAUUUUAAAGUCAGAAAAUAAUAGAGAUAUAUGCACAAGCGUGUCAAUGUGAUUGGACUAGCUGCAACACGCUUCAACCGCAACAGGUGUUUCAUCACAAUGGACGAUGAAACUAUGUGAACAAAACUGCAUCUGAUGUUUAAAAAAAGUAUUCUAUUCGUAUUGCCCGACAUUUUAAUGUUUAAUAUGAGAGUAUUAUAUUACCAUGAUGAUUAUGAUUAUUCUUGUGCAAUUCUUGUCUACUGUUGUCUUAAUGUUACAUUAUUUUUCUAUGAUAUGCUGAGAUGAAAAUGUUGAGCUUGAGAAUGAUGGCCAUCCUUUAAAAAAAUACUUUUAUCUGGCUGAAAGUAAUUGUACACAUAGAGUGAAUGUUGCAGAUGGCUCGCUAACUCUUGUCAGGUCAACCCUCCAUCAUUUCUCAUGGGGCUCUACUCUUAUCUAGCAGAUGUACUAUUUUAAACGCAGUAUUACUGUAUCAUUUGGAUGAGAAAUUAUCCAUUUAUAAAAUGUACAUAGAUAUUUUGCCAACUCAUUGUUCAUACGUGUAAUGUAAAAGAGAAAAGAAUUAAGGACUUGCAGUACAUGGCACUGGAAACAAGGUACCAAAAUAAAGGUUGGAAAUUUAAAAAAGAAACAAGUGUUAGACUGUAGAGAUUGUAUUUUGAGUGACAACUGAAAUGGGUUAUAUGGUGACAUCACUGCUGACCAACUAAUGUACAUAGGCUUGGGCUUCCAGCACACUGAUUUUUGUAAUUUUGGCCAUUAUUUAUAUCCUUGUAAAGCACAUGAAAAUAAAAUACAACUUGUAC